CUCCAGUCUAGUGCCGUGCAUAGCAGCAGCAAAUAGUGGUUGGCCUGUUGGUACUCUAUAUCGUCCCUUCCAGUGUACCCGUCCUCCAGCCCAUUAUACAUUAUACUUGCUCCAGAUAAGACCAAGAGCGUCAUGGCCAACGCCUUGCCUCUCAUCGUCGCGCUGGUCGCCGCCGCCGGGUGCGCGGCGCUGGCUUCGGCCACGUCGUACACCGUCGGCGACUCGCAGGGCUGGACGACAACCGGCGUCGACUACAGCAGCUGGGCCAGCCGCAACACUUUCGUCGUCGGAGACACACUAGUGUUCAACUACGUGAGCAAGGCGCACACGGUGACGGAGGUGAGCAAGGCCGGCUACGACGCCUGCUCCGGCGCCAACGCGCUCAGCGACGACGACACCGGCUCCACCACCAUCACGCUCCAGACCCCGGGCACGCACUACUUCAUCUGCAACGUCCCCGGCCACUGCGCCAGCGGCAUGAAGCUAGCGGUCGCCGUCUCCGCCUCGCCCUCGGGCACGGCCCCUUCCGCCGGAGCCCUGCAGGUUCCGGCGAUGGCCUCCGUCGUCGCCGCGGCCGCGGGCGCUGCCAUCAAGCUCGCGCUCUUCUGACGGAGCACGGCCGGGUCGUCUCAGGGGAGAGACAGUGCAUGCAGGCUACGUUCUUGGCGGUUCAUAGUUUUCCGCUGGCGAUUGUUCGCCGCGCAGUUCAUGUAUGUAGUGUAUGCAUGUGUGUAUGCUACUCUGCGGUGGCGAGUGCUUUUUCUGAUGCCUCUGUCGUUGUGUGUUCAUCACCGUCGUGUGCGAUUGUUCUUUGGGAUGUCUUUGCCUCAAUAAAACUGCUUCAUUCUCCAGUAUUCUA
Messenger RNA from Zea mays, 859 nucleotides. RefSeq lists its product as uncharacterized. Gene Ontology annotation, cellular component: plasma membrane. The transcript is spliced from 2 exons. The coding region runs from base 133 to 609 and encodes 158 amino acids. Gene Ontology annotation, molecular function: electron transfer activity. The record is from RefSeq and is marked validated. NCBI's taxonomy places the organism in Eukaryota, Viridiplantae, Streptophyta, Magnoliopsida, Poales, Poaceae.